AUGGCAAGUCCUCCGAUGCUUUCCAUCGAGAAUGGCAGCGAACCAAAAAAAGUGACGGCCAAUCUGCUGCCGUGCCGCAUACAUCACGAUGGCUCCAUCGACCCUGUCGGCGCAUACUGGAGGCCCACGGACAAUAAAGACAACAGCAAAGAGGCGUACUUUCGCGGCCGAAGACUAAAGGGCAAAACGCUGCCUCUGCCUCAAGGCUAUCGCGGCUUGGUCCUGGAGCGCAAGGCCGACGAGCUGAAAAAGGAAGCACAGCAGCCUUGCAACGGAGAAGCGGCCGACGAUGACGAUGUGGUUGCCAUGGAGACUGUGGGCAAGAUGCAGGCGACGGGCGAGUUUGACGAAAUGGUGAUUUGGUCACACGAGUCCAUGGCCUCUGCCGCCGCAGAUCCCUACGUGCGGAGCAUUGAAGAGUGGCUACAAGUGUCUGAAAAGGCAAGGCCUGCGAUUGAGUGGUGGUCUUCUCAGAGCUACGAAAUGUUGACUGGCCAGCCUACCGGUGCAGACGUGACUGUAGCCACAGACACGCAGCGCACACCGCUCACAACACCACGCAUCAUGGCUCCCUCGAGCGAAGCCGGGUUCAUGAUGUCGGACGCCCCGUCUAUCGCGCCCGCGCAUCGCCGGAACUUGGGUUUUCCAUCGUCCUCGUCUACACGCCCUCGCGGUCCCCCGUCAGAGAACCCCGGCGCGCCCAGUGAAGAUGGAACCGAGGGCUUCGCCGACGACCAGAUGCCACGCACCGCCCGUGGCAACGGACAGGGCUUCGUCCCCCGCGUGCAGGACCGCAUCGGCGUUCUUGUCCAAGAACAUUUUGCCGCUUUUGUUGAAAGCUUCACCGAGGAGCCUGUCCUUGCAGCCGCCCCGACCUCUAGUGCAGUCACAACCGACAAACUCUACAUUGCCCAAAUAAGAGCCAUGCGCGCGUAUUCGCUCUCGACAUUCUACGUCGACUUCAAACACCUUGCAUCAUGGGAGAAUGGCAGUUUGGCUGACGGCGUUAUGCGCCAAUACUACCGCUUCCUGCCCUUCAUCACUGCCGCCCUCAAUGAGCUUCUUGCCAAGUAUGAGCCUCAGUAUUACCGUGACCACAGACAGCCCACCUCCACGUCGAGCGCCGUGUCCACAUCAGCGGCCAGCCAGGUGGGCUCCGGUACGCAGUCCGAUUCUACGCAUCGCAUGAACGAGCGCCAGCAGACCGACAAGCUCUUCUCCGUCGCCUUUUACAACCUGCCGCUCGUCUCGCGCGUCCGCAGCCUUCGCGCCGCCAACAUUGGCCAGCUGCUCUCCAUCUCCGGCACUGUCACCAGAACCUCUGAAGUCCGACCCGAGCUGUCGCUAGCCACCUUUGUCUGCGAGGCUUGCCGCGCCGUCGUGCAAAAUGUUGAGCAGACAUUCCGCUACACCGAGCCUACACAGUGCCCCAACGCCAGCUGUCAAAAUCGCUUGGCCUGGCAGCUGGACAUCCGUCGCAGCACCUUUGUUGACUGGCAAAAGGUGCGCAUCCAGGAAAACAGCUCCGAGAUACCCACUGGUUCCAUGCCCCGUACCAUGGAUGUCAUUCUCCGUGGUGAAAUCGUCGACCGCGCAAAGGCUGGCGAAAAGUGCAUCUUUACCGGCGCUUUGAUUGUCGUUCCCGACGUCAGCCAGCUGGGUCUUCCCGGUCUGAAACCUAGUGCGAUUCGCGACGACCGCGGUGCGCCGCGUGGCAGCGAGGCAGGCGGUGCCGGCAUUAGCGGUCUCAAAGCUCUCGGCGUCCGCGAUCUCACCUACAGACUGGCCUUCCUCGCCUGCAUGGUGAGCGCCGAUACCACCUCCGCCGGCAGAUCUGCCGCUGCCGGUGCUAUGGACGCCAUUGCUGCCCUAACCCGGAACACCGAUCCCGACGACAAGCAAAGCGUCGAGCAGACUCAAGCCACUAUUCUGUCAUCCAUGAACAACGCCGAAAUCGAAGAUCUCCGAGUCAUGGUGCACGGCGACCACAUUUACUCCCGCCUAGUGCAGUCCAUUGCGCCGAUGGUGUAUGGACAUGAAGUCGUCAAGAAAGGCCUUCUGCUGCAGCUGAUGUCUGGUGUUAGCAAGACCACCCCCGAAGGCAUGCAACUGCGUGGUGAUAUCAAUAUCUGCAUUGUCGGCGACCCAUCUACCUCGAAGUCGCAGUUCCUCAAGUACAUUUGCUCGUUUGCGCCCCGCGCUGUUUACACCUCGGGCAAGGCAUCUUCCGCCGCUGGUCUGACGGCCGCCGUCGUCAAGGACGAGGAGACGGGCGAGUUCACCAUUGAAGCCGGAGCGCUCAUGCUCGCCGACAACGGCAUCUGCGCCAUUGACGAGUUUGACAAGAUGGACAUUGUGGAUCAGGUCGCCAUCCACGAGGCCAUGGAACAGCAGACCAUUUCCAUUGCCAAGGCCGGCAUCCAGGCCACGUUGAAUGCGCGCACCAGCAUCCUCGCGGCCGCCAACCCCGUCGGCGGCCGCUACGACCGCAAGGCGACGCUGCGCUCCAACAUCAACAUGUCAGCGCCCAUCAUGUCGCGCUUCGAUCUCUUCUUUGUCGUUCUCGACGAGUGCAAUGAGCAAGUCGACCGCCACCUCGCCAAACACAUUGUCGGCAUCCACCAGCACCGUGACGAGGCCGUCGAGCCAGAAUUCAGCACCGAGCAGCUGCAGCGCUACAUUCGCUUCGCGCGUACGUUCCGCCCCGAGUUCACCGACGAAAGCAAAGAGGUGCUCGUCGAAAAGUACCGCGAGCUGCGCCAGGACGAUGCCCAGGGCGGCAUCGGCAGAAAUUCGUACCGCAUCACGGUGCGCCAGCUCGAGAGUUUGAUUCGUCUGUCUGAGGCCAUUGCCAAAGUCAACUGCGUCGAGACCAUCAGCCCGGACAUGGUCGUCGAGGCGUACAACCUGCUCCGCCAAAGCAUCAUCUCGGUCGAGCACGACGACAUCGAGAUGGACGCCGACGACGACGACGACGAGCCUGAGAGUGGCGACGUCCUCCGCCGCGCCGCCGCCGCCGCUUCCGGCAUGGACGUUGAAACAGGCGACGACGACGCCCCCAUGCAGGACAGCGCCGCCACGACCGUCACGGCUGACGCCAACGCCAACGCCGCACCAUCCGCGGGCCGCGCCAAGCACAAAAUUACCUACGAAAAAUACAUCAAGAUGGUCAACCUCUUCGUGCACCGCAUCAACUCGGACGAGAGCGGCAGCGGCGACGGCGUCGCCGGCGCGGCCCUCAUCACCUGGUAUCUCGAGCAGAUCGAGGCCGAGCUUGCCGGCGAGGAUGACUACCACGCAGAGCGGGCCCUCGCCGCCAUGGUCCUCAAAAAGAUGGUCCGCGAACACAUUCUCAUGGCUCUCCGCGGCGAGGGACUUGCCGAGGCCGACGCUGCGGUCCCGACGCCGUCGUCUUCGGCGGCUGCGGACGGCGACAUUGUGUACGUGCUGCAUCCCAAUUGCGCUGUGGAGGACCUUUGA
Molecule: messenger RNA, 3480 nt
Organism: Beauveria bassiana ARSEF 2860
Lineage: Eukaryota; Fungi; Ascomycota; Sordariomycetes; Hypocreales; Cordycipitaceae
Product: MCM2/3/5 family protein
Exons: 5
Coding region: 1-3480 (1159 amino acids)
Biological process (GO): RNA catabolic process; DNA replication initiation; double-strand break repair via break-induced replication
Cellular component (GO): nucleus; MCM complex; ribonuclease H2 complex
Molecular function (GO): single-stranded DNA binding; single-stranded 3'-5' DNA helicase activity; ATP binding
Source: RefSeq, a predicted model, not a curated record